AGUGUGAUGGCUCUUCUGUGCUCCUGCAUCCUGAUGGCUGCCAUGGGACUUGUGGCCCUGGCUGUGCCUCAUCCUAGGAGUUCUGCUCUGCAUCAUCUCACCAAGCAGUUAUUAGGGCAAUAUCGCAAGGAAGUGAGACCAGUUCACAACUGGACUGAAGCCACCACUGUCUACCUAGACCUGUCAGUCCAUGCUGUAUUGGAUGUGGAUGUACAGAAUCAAAAAUUAAAGACAAGCGUGUGGUACCAUGAGGUGUGGAAUGAUGAGUUUUUGUCUUGGAAUUCCAGCAUGUUUGAUGAAAUUAGAGAGAUCUCGCUCCCUCUCAGUGCCAUCUGGGCCCCUGAUAUCAUCAUUAAUGAGUUCAUGGACAUCGAGAGAUCCCCAGACCUCCCAUAUGUGUAUGUGAACUCAUCGGGGGCCAUUCGGAACUCCAAGCCCAUCCAGGUGGUCUCUGCAUGCAGCCUACAAACAUAUGCUUUUCCGUUUGAUAUCCAGAACUGCAGCCUAACCUUCAAUAGCAUUCUGCACACAGUGGAAGAUAUAGACCUGAGCUUCCUGAGGAACAGAGAAGACAUUAGGUACCACAAAAAGGCCUUUUUAAAUGAUAGUGAGUGGCAACUUCUUUCUGUGACCUCAGCGUACAGCAUCCUGCAGAGCGGCGCGGGAGAUUUUGCACAGAUUCAGUUUAAUGUGGUGAUUCGCAGGCGUCCACUGGCCUACGUUGUGAGCCUGCUGAUUCCCAGCAUCUUCUUGAUGCUCGUGGAUCUGGGGAGCUUUUACUUGCCACCCAACUGCCGUGCAAGAAUCGUGUUCAAGACCAGCGUGCUGGUGGGCUACACUGUCUUCAGGGUCAACAUGUCCGAUGAGGUGCCAAGAACUGCAGGGAGCACUUCUCUGAUUGGGGUCUUCUUUACGAUCUGCAUGGCCCUCUUGGUUCUGAGCUUAUCGAAGUCCAUCUUGUUGAUCAAAUUCCUCCACGAUGAGCGGCGUGGUGGACAGGAACAGCCCCUCUCAUGUCUUCGAAGGGACUCUGAGGCUGAUGGCUCUCUAACGUGCCCCAGUGCCAGGGCCACAUGUGCUGAGGCAACAGAGUCUCCUGUCUGUCAGGAACACCAGGUCCAGGCAGGGACCCUGAAAGAAGUCUGGCUCCAGCUUCGAUCCAUCAACAACCAUCUUCAAGCACGGGACAAGGUGUACCAGCAGGAGGUGAAGUGGCUGGCACUCCUGUAUCGCUUCGACCAACUCCUCUUCCAAAGCUACCUUGUGGUGUUGGGGCUUUAUACCCUCACCCUCUGUUCUCUCUGGGCAUUGUGGAAUGGCUUAUGAAAACUGGGAUUUUUGGUAUCAAUUAAUGUGUUGCCACAGCAUUUUGGCAAAGCUGAAAAUUAUUUGAAGGGAGAUUGAAGAGGAAGGAAUGGAUAGGCUUAAAAUAUGUACCCCAAUCAUUUUUCACUCUUUUCUUUUUUGUUUGCCCCUUUUCACUGACUCCAGGGACACACAUCUUAAGGGACACUGAAUGGCACCAAAAUCUAUGCUCAUGAUGAAGACAUAGAAACAAAAUAGGGUAUGUCGUAGGAAGUAAGCCUUCACACACCAAAACCACCACCAGACAUGUCUUUCAAGUAAUUUCUAGGCACAUAUAUACAUAGAUGUAUGUUUAAGCAAUUUUUUUGAGGGGGGGGGUUCAA
Molecule: messenger RNA, 1688 nt
Organism: Jaculus jaculus (lesser Egyptian jerboa)
Lineage: Eukaryota; Metazoa; Chordata; Mammalia; Rodentia; Dipodidae
Gene: Htr3b
Product: 5-hydroxytryptamine receptor 3B
Exons: 9
Coding region: 7-1326 (439 amino acids)
Biological process (GO): monoatomic ion transmembrane transport; chemical synaptic transmission; nervous system process
Cellular component (GO): synapse; neuron projection; postsynaptic membrane
Molecular function (GO): transmembrane signaling receptor activity; extracellular ligand-gated monoatomic ion channel activity; neurotransmitter receptor activity
Source: RefSeq, a predicted model, not a curated record